Molecule: messenger RNA, 2637 nt
Organism: Dunckerocampus dactyliophorus (ringed pipefish)
Lineage: Eukaryota; Metazoa; Chordata; Actinopteri; Syngnathiformes; Syngnathidae
Product: phosphatidylinositol-3-phosphatase SAC1-B
Exons: 20
Coding region: 136-1881 (581 amino acids)
Biological process (GO): phosphatidylinositol dephosphorylation
Cellular component (GO): endoplasmic reticulum
Molecular function (GO): phosphatidylinositol-4-phosphate phosphatase activity
Source: RefSeq, a predicted model, not a curated record
GCCGAGAACAUUCUGCUGUUGGCACGUCGCUUUGUUUUAUGGCAGUAGAAGAAUCGUAGCCUAUGCAUUCACUGGCUGAAAGAUGAGUAAGCGGAAUGGAACCAUGCUGAGUUGUGUCUUCGCGCCUACGUCACGAUGCAACACGUUUGGCGCACCACACCUGAGAAAUUUUACAUCGAGGCUUGUGACGAUGGAUCUGUGGACGUAUUGGUCAUCGAUAGGGUGUCGACUGAGAUGACUGUCGCAGCGAGGAGGGACGUUCCUGCAUCUGCUGAGACCAGGCCGAUAUGUGGACUCAUGGGGACACUGCGUUUGGUGGCAGGCAUGUACCUGAUUGUCAUCACCAAGAAGACGAAGGUGGGGGAUCUGCUCGGCUAUGCUGUAUGGAAGGCUGUGGAUUUUGACAUCAUCUCCUACAAGAAGACAAUAAUCCAUCUAACAGACAGCCAGAUGCAAGACAGCAAGACCUACUUGUCCAUGAUCAACAGCGUCAUUCAUACAGACAGCUUCUACUUUGCAACAGACUACGACCUGACCCACACUCUGCAACGGCUGGCCAACACCAGUCCUGAAUUUCAGGAGAUGAGCCUCCUGGAGAGGGCAGAUCAGCGUUUUGUGUGGAACGGCCACCUGUUAAGGGAAUUCAUUGCACAACCAGAGUUACACAAGUUUGUAUACCCCAUCAUCCACGGCUUCGUCACCAUGAAGUCCAGUUGUAUCAAUGGAAAAGUGUUUGAGUGGAGUAUUAUCUCCAGGAGGAGCUGCUUCAGAGCUGGCGUACGAUACUAUGUCCGAGGGAUUGAUUCCGAGGGCCAUGCUGCAAACUACGUGGAGACGGAGCAGAUUGUGCAGUACAACAAUGCCAAGGCAUCCUUUGUUCAGACAAGAGGAUCAAUCCCCUUUUACUGGUCCCAAAGGCCCAACCUCAAGUACAAGCCAAGACCACAGAUAAGCACAACAGUCAAUCAUUUGGAUGGAUUCCAGAGGCACUUCGACUCACAGAUUAUUCUUUAUGGGAAACAGGUCAUUUUGAACCUGAUCAACCAGAAGGGCUCGGAAAAGCCACUGGAGCAGGCAUUUGAAAAGAUGGUGGCCUGCUUAGGAAACGGCACCAUCAAGUACAUCGCAUUUGACUUCCACAAGGAGUGCAGUAGGAUGAGGUGGCACCGCCUCCAGCUGUUGUUGGACAUGGUUGGCGAAAUCCAGGAGGAGUUUGGGUACUUCCUGGUGGAUUCAGAUGGGAAGGUGCAGUUGAACCAGGAGGGGGCAUUUCGGAGCAACUGCAUGGACUGUCUGGACCGCACCAAUGUCAUCCAGAGUCUGUUGGCCAGACGCUCGCUGCAAUCACAGCUACGGAGAAUGGGGGUCCUACACAUCAACCAGCACAUUGAGGAUCAAGCAGACUUUGAAAAGAUGUACAAGAAUGCUUGGGCAGACAAUGCAGAUGCGUGUGCCAAACAAUAUGCCGGCACUGGAGCCUUGAAGACGGACUUCACCAGGACAGGCAAGAGAACUCAGUGGGGGCUGCUGAUGGACGGCUGGAACUCAAUGAUCCGAUACUACAAAAACAACUUCUCUGAUGGUUUUAGACAGGACUCAAUAGACCUGUUCCUUGGUAACUUUGCUGUUGAUGAAGCUGACAUGACGACACCGCUGCGCAACCCCAAAGAUUGGAAGUUCCUGACUCUGCCCAUAAUCAUGGUGGUGGCGUUCUCCAUGUGUAUCAUCUGCUUGCUAAUGGCUGGUGACACGUGGACGGAGACUUUGGCUUACGUUCUGUUCUGGGGAACAGCCAGCGUGGUGACAGGCGGCGUUAUCCUCUUCAACGGGCGGGAGUUUGUCGAUGCUCCAAAGCUGGUGCAGAAAGAGAAGCUGGACUGAAUGUGUGUGUGUGGAAAGCAGCUCCGCCCUGGCGAGCUCACCACCUCGUCGUCACUUUACCCCCAGCAGCAUCACCACCACCAUCAUCAGCAGGCCUGGAGCCUGUACUAGCACAGAGAGGGUGGAGCGGAGGAAGGUGAGGAGGUCAGCUGCUGCUAUCCACACUGCUGCGAUACUCAAGACUGCACAGUCUGCACAUAGACUCGUAUGUACACUGAACUUCUGGGGGUUUCAUGUACUUAGAAAGUACUUCACCCAUCACGGAGAAUAUUAGUGGACAUUUUCAACAUCUCCGCUCGCUAAUUGUUCUUAAAAGCCUUGAUACACAGUAUAUUGACUAGUUAGCAGGAAUUACUAAGCAUUGUGCAGUUGAAAUGAUGCGAGCCUCGUUGUAAAUUCCAUUUUCGAUUGCGGUUGCUUCAUUGCAAACUGCUGCAAGUGUAUACACUUUAAAAUAAAUAGAAUUUGCAAUCAGGCUUGAAUCAUUUUGUGUUCAGUAAAUGAUCAUUCCGUCAUUUAAAGAGGAACAAUGAGAUGCUGAAUGUAAACAAUACUCCCUUUUGCAGUACAUGCCCCAUAUAAUCACCUGCAACAGUGAUCAUGUGCCGAAGUGUAUCGCCACUGCAAAUACACAUCACACAUUUGUGGCAUCUGUAGCCGGAGCUGCAGUGGCUUAGGAGGUGGAGUGACCAACGGUUGGCGCAUCCUCCAUCCCAGUCGUUUUCUUCUGUUCUGUUGUGCCCUUGGGCAAGACAC